Molecule: messenger RNA, 2546 nt
Organism: Alnus glutinosa
Lineage: Eukaryota; Viridiplantae; Streptophyta; Magnoliopsida; Fagales; Betulaceae
Product: subtilisin-like protease SBT1.1
Exons: 4
Coding region: 50-2335 (761 amino acids)
Biological process (GO): proteolysis
Molecular function (GO): serine-type endopeptidase activity
Source: RefSeq, a predicted model, not a curated record
UUCUCAUUCUCAUUCUCAUUCUCUUUGGUAGAGCAAGGAAGGAGUCAUCAUGAUGUUCUGGACAUCCUUGUUUUUUGUGGCGUUCAUGGCAACAAGCUCAAUUGCUUCAAUGGGCAAACAGACAUACAUAAUCCAGAUGGACAAGACCAAAAUCACAGCGUCAGAAGAUGCCAAACAAUGGUACGAAUCAGUGUUUGAUUCCAUGUCUGAAGAAGAAGAAGAAGAAGAAGAAGGAGCAUCACCCCUUGAGCUUCUUUAUAUCUACGACACCACCAUUUCUGGUUUUGCCGCCCAGCUCUCCACCAAACAGCUCGACUCCUUGAAAAAGCUCAACGGCUUUCUCUCCGCUAUCCCCGACGAAAUGCUAAGCCUCCACACCACGCACACCCCUCAGUUUUUCGGCCUACAACCUGGCAAAGGACUUUGGGCCGCUCCCAGCUUGGCUUCAGAUGUGAUCAUAGGCGUCGUGGACACGGGAAUCUGGCCUGAGCAUGUCAGUUUCAAGGAUUCAGGCAUGCCCCGGGUGCCCUCUCGCUGGAAAGGCGCUUGCGAGGAAGGCACAAGCUUCUCUGUGUCAAAUUGUAACAAGAAACUAAUUGGCGCAAGAGCCUUCUUCAAAGGGUACGAGGCCAUUGCUGGAAGAAUCAAUGAGACUGUGGAUUAUCGAUCCCCUCGGGAUUCCCAAGGCCACGGCACGCACACUUCUUCAACUGCUGCUGGAAAUCUUGUGCGCCGUGCAAGCCUUUUCGGCCAAGCAAAGGGCUUUGCCGCUGGGAUGAGGUAUACAUCAAGAGUUGCAGCUUAUAAAGCGUGUUGGCAAGCAGGCUGUGCAAAUUCUGAUAUAUUGGCAGCCAUGGACCGUGCUGUUGGUGAUGGAGUCGACGUGCUGUCACUCUCUUUAGGAGGCUUCCCCAGGCCAUAUUACAGUGACAUUGUUGCAAUAGCCGCAUUUGGAGCAAUCCAAAAUGGGGUUUUUGUCUCUUGCUCCGCAGGCAAUUCAGGCCCUUCUAGUUCUACUGUGGGCAAUACCGCACCAUGGAUCAUGACCGUUGCUGCAAGCUACAUCGACCGGAGCUUUCCAACAAAAGUGAAGCUUGGGAACGGGAAAACAUUUGAAGGGUCAUCUUUGUAUUCUGGCAAGCGAACUAAGGAACUGCCACUUGCAUAUGCAAACACUGCAGGCGGCCAAGGCGCAAGGUUUUGUAUAGAUGGUUCCCUCUCGCCAAAUCUUGUAAAAGGAAAGAUCGUCGUUUGCGAGCGAGGAUUAAGUGGCCGGACGCAGAAGGGAGAGCAAGUGAAAAGGGCAGGAGGGGCUGGAAUGCUAUUGCUCAACACAGAAGAUGAAGGUGAGGAGCUUUUUGCUGACCUUCACAUUUUGCCAGCCACUUCUUUAGGAGCUUCUGCAGGUAAAGCCGUCAAGAACUAUGUCAGCUCGGCGAAAGCCCCAUCAGCGUCGGUGGUGUUCAGAGGAACGGUUUACGGCAACACUGCACCAGCAAUGGCAGCAUUUUCUUCUCGAGGACCAAACUCAGUUGGACCGGAUGUGAUCAAGCCAGACGUGACUGCACCAGGUGUAAACAUAUUGGCUGCUUGGCCGCCCAAGACGAGUCCAUCCCUGCUCGAGGGCGAUAAAACAAGUGUCCUUUUCAAUAUAAUUUCAGGGACUUCCAUGUCUUGUCCUCAUGUUAGUGGCUUAGCUGCUCUUCUUAAAUCUGUACACAAAGAUUGGUCAUCUGCAGCAAUCAAAUCUGCUCUAAUGACAACAGCUUACACAGUAGACAACAAACAGGGUCCGAUGACAGAUGUUGGUUCUAAUACCUCUGAACCUGCCACACCUUUUGCAUUUGGUUCAGGCCAUGUUGAUCCACAAAGUGCUUCUGAUCCAGGGCUAAUCUACGACAUCACACCCGAGGACUACCUUAAUUACUUGUGCAGCCUGAAUUACAACUCUUCUCAGAUAGCUUUGUUGUCAAGGGGGAAUUUCACUUGUCCUCACAAAGCAGUUGUUGAGCCUGCUGGCAACUUGAACUACCCUUCUUUUGCUGUGAUUUUGGAUAAAAAUGCCCCAGAAAAUGUGGCAUACAAGAGGACAGUGACGAAUGUUGGGACCCCAACAAGUACAUAUGUGGUGAAAGUGGAUGAACCAGUUGGAGUAUCAGUGAUCGUUGAGCCAAGGAGUUUAACUUUUGAAAAAUUGGGUGAGAAGUUAAGUUACAGUGUGAGGUUUACUGCAUUGGGUGGAACAAAAAUUUCUGCCAAGUUUUCUUUUGGGUCUUUGAUUUGGAUGUCUGAGUUAUACACAGUAAGAAGUCCAAUAGCAGUAACUUGGCAAUGAUUUUGAAAUUGGAACAACUUUUUAAAGGUGGAAGUAUUUGAAGAAGAAACAAGAAGUACUUGGUGAAAUUCACCAAAAGCUUUAUUUGUUGAAAUUGCAUGCAUGAUCAUAUUAUAUGUGCUUAGAGCAGAGAAACCUUGUGGAAGAAGCAAGAAUUACAGUAAAAUGAAAGAAGCAAUGAAAAAUUAUAGGAUGGAAGAAGUGAUUCUUG